This is a messenger RNA of Rasamsonia emersonii CBS 393.64, 969 nucleotides long. RefSeq lists its product as uncharacterized. Gene Ontology annotation, molecular function: methyltransferase activity. The transcript has 9 exons. Lineage: Eukaryota; Fungi; Ascomycota; Eurotiomycetes; Eurotiales; Trichocomaceae. The record is from RefSeq and is a predicted model, not a curated record. Bases 1 to 969 code for a protein of 322 amino acids.
AUGAUUGGGGAGGCGAACCCUACAAUUGAAAUUGAUGACAGGGUUACUGAAAAUGAUUCGACCUACGGAGAUGAACUAUCGGGUUACAGCGCCUCUCUGACCUCCUCAGUUCUCAAUUUUCGAAAGGAGAACGGCAGAACAUAUCAUGGAUACCGUGAUGGCGCUUACCUCCUGCCCAAUGAUGAGGAUGAGGCAGAACGACUCGACAUGUUGCAUGAAAUGACAUUGACCAUCAUGGAUCGGAAGCUCUUUCUUGCCCCGAUUGGCGAUUCCCCUCAGCGAGCCAUUGACCUUGGCACUGGAACAGGAAUCUGGGCCAUUGAUUUCGCUGAACAGUUCCCUUCUGCGGAGGUCACUGGGGUCGAUCUCAGUCCUAUUCAGCCAUCCAUGGUUCCUCCAAACGUGAAAUUUCUUGUCGACGACAUCGAGGCGGACUGGGUUUAUAACCAGCCUUUUGACUUUGUCCAUGCCCGAUUCCUUGCAGCUUCUAUGAAGAACUAUAAAAGGCUAAUACAGCAAGCCUAUAACAACACUGUCCCUGGAGGCUGGGUGGAAUUCCACGACUGGGAUGCUGUGCUAUACUCUGAAGAUGACUCUCUCAAGGAUACCGCUCUCCAGCAAUACUAUGAUGUUGUCCGCAAUGCAUUCAUAGGGUCAGGAUAUGAAUUAGAUCCUGGCCCUAAGCUAGAGGGGUGGUUUCGUGAGGUAGGCUUCGAAAAUAUCCAUGUUCAGAAGUAUGUGGUGCCUCUGGGAAUCUGGCCAAAGGAUGAACAUUUGGUGGAGACUGGUUUUGAAGCUUCUGCCAUGGCUGUCUUAACCCGAUAUGCAGGAUGGUCUAAAGACGAGGUCACUGUCCUAGUCGCGAAGGCAAUGAAUGAUUCCAGGAAUCCCAAGAUUCACUCAUUUUAUCAUUUCUAUGCUGUAUACGGCCAGAAGCCAAAGCCUAAGGGGCAAGAAAACGAAAACUAG